Helianthus annuus (common sunflower) is the source of this 657-nucleotide messenger RNA. RefSeq lists its product as uncharacterized. The record is from RefSeq and is a predicted model, not a curated record. NCBI's taxonomy places the organism in Eukaryota, Viridiplantae, Streptophyta, Magnoliopsida, Asterales, Asteraceae. The transcript is spliced from 2 exons. Bases 1 to 657 code for a protein of 218 amino acids.
AUGGUAACGAACAUCCAAAAUAAAGUCCGUGUUCUUGAUGGUGUCAAAGUCUCAUACCCGUCAUGGGUCAAGCUUUUUACGCUACAUGCCGAAGGGUAUGAUGUGGUCGACCACAUUGACGGUACGCAGGCCCUGGCCAAAGACGCUGCUGACUUUGCCUCGUGGAAGAAGAUCGAUGCUGUUGUACUACAAUGGAUUUACAGGACACUCUCGGACGAUUUAUUAGUUCGGGUCUUGGAAGACAAAUCCACUGCUUAUGAAGCGUGGGAACGGGUCAAAAACCUGUUCCUAAACAACAAAGGCUCUCGAUCCGCCGCGCUACAACACGAACUCACUAACCUUACCCUCUCCGCCAUGCCCGAUCUUGACUCUUAUUGCCAGCGUAUUCGCGAGCUCGCUGAUCAGCUGGGAGCUGUUGACUGCCUACUCACAAACACUCAACGAAUUCUUUAUCUUGUUCGCGGUCUACCCCGUGAAUACGAUACAACUACCUCAAUCCUGAAUCAGUCUCUUCUUCCUUGGGAGACUGCCAUCGACCAACUUCAAGCUGAAGCACGCCGCAUCGCGGCUCGUGAAAACAUUGCUCCUACACCUCUUGUGGCUGCCGCACCACCCUACCCAACCGUGACCGUUGUCACACCCCGACCGCGUCAUUGA